GGUGUAAUUACGCUGAUUAUCUGAUGUUUCCAGACAGUUAUUAGAUAUUGAAGGGUGAGAUUUUCUAGGGGGAGAAUUUUUGACGUUCCCUAGACAGAGCUAAAUAAUUUCAGUUUUGGAAAGACAUUACUCCAAGAAGGUUCAGUAGAAAUUCUUGAUUUUCUCAAAAUCUCAAAAAUUCUUCUCAAAACAUUUCUUAUUCAUGUCAGUUAGUGAAAUUUGAUUGGUAAACUAUUGUAAUACAGACUGGAAUCUAUUGACGAUUCCCCGAUCCCAGGACCGUGAGGAAGAAAGACAUCGGAAGCUGAAAAAUGAGACGCAGCACCCAUUUUCUAAGGAAAUACAUAGAAUUGUUGAGCUACGACAAACCCCACACCUCACUACCGUUGUUCGCUUUUUUCGUCAUUUUUUCCCUCGUCAACAUAAACUUGUUGAAGGCAAUCUACAUUGAAUUCGAAAGUUUCGAGACAUCACUCAAUGGAUUAACAGACUUUGCAAUUAACUCAAUUCUAUUACCGUGUGUGAUUAGACAUGCAUUUAACAAAAAAGAAUUUACUCAACUUGUAGAUGUGAUCGAAAAAGAUUUGGAACUCGAUCGGAUAGAUUUCAAGGGCCGGAAAAAACUGUGGACGAAAAUCGAAAGUACUCAUCGCAAAAGAACAUAUCAUGCCGAACGUAUGGCUCAAAAUCUUAUAGCUUUACUCACAAUUUCGGGAUUCUCAAUUUACACAAAAAACUUGAUAAAAUACAUCAUGCUCGAUAAAACUAAGUCAGAAAAUAGUGAUGCAAUAUGGCCUACACCCUAUCUAUCGUACUUGCCACCAGAGUUUGACAAAUUAUCAUUUCUGAUCUACCUGUGCUUUCUUCACGCUUUUCUAUUAAUGAUAUAUGUCAGCGAAGGUAUUCUUAUUUUUUGCUCAUUCAAUCUGACAACCGAAAAAUUACUGGCUGAUUUUGAAAUAUUUUACAUACUUGUGGACAAUCUGAAUAGAAAUUUCUCCUAUGACUAUGAGUCACAAGAGAAUAUCUACAGCAUAUAUACACCUUUGAUGGUAGACCUCAGAAGAGAUAUGAGACGUAUCGUGUGUUUCCACCAAAAUAUUAAUAGGAACUUUACAAUUUGUGCCAACAACACUGCAUUUGGGAUUUGUAUUGUAAAUGUAGCACUAAUGAGCUACGGAUGCACAGUGGCCUAUUUCAUGCUGACGUCCAAAAGUUUGAAGACCGCAGCUCACUAUGCUUUGCUUUUCAUUAUUAUAAACCUGUCUGCAUUCAGUACCUAUCAUAAUGGCCAACGCUUAUUCAACCAGAACGAGGUGUUACGCCGCACAUUGGCCGAGCUUCCUUGGACCGAUAAACCUUAUUGGUUCAAACAGACUCUACAUGUCAUGAUGACGAGGGCUAAUAUGGAUAUCGAAAUAAGACCCUAUGGAAUAUACACUCCUAACUAUAUGUCAUUCAAAGAUUUGAUGAAGACCGCCUUCUCAGUGAGUAAUUUAUUCUACACAAAGCGAACAUCAACUCAAUGAAAUGGAGCU
Nilaparvata lugens (brown planthopper) is the source of this 1538-nucleotide messenger RNA. RefSeq lists its product as uncharacterized. The record is from RefSeq and is a predicted model, not a curated record. Gene Ontology annotation, biological process: sensory perception of smell; detection of chemical stimulus involved in sensory perception of smell. Lineage: Eukaryota; Metazoa; Arthropoda; Insecta; Hemiptera; Delphacidae. The transcript is spliced from 6 exons. Gene Ontology annotation, cellular component: plasma membrane. Bases 312 to 1529 code for a protein of 405 amino acids. Gene Ontology annotation, molecular function: olfactory receptor activity; odorant binding.